AUGUGUUCCGUACAACACAUACAUGCGCGAUCGCGGCCCAUUCAGCUGUGCCCGUGGGACCCAUUCAGUCAGUCAGUGUCUUCUGUGUAGUGGGAUCGCGUAGUUGUCAUCAGUUUUCAGUUCGAUGACUGCGAUGAUAACGGUGCUUCUCCCGUAGCUUAUCAAUAUAUGUACGGAUUGUGCCAGCUGUCCAAAGAAUUUGUCCUGUCACAGUGGACGAGGAGUGGAAUUUUACGUGGCAUAACAUGUGAGUGUUGAAAUGUUUACACGAUGGCAGAGGACAAUUUUUGCUACCCUAAUAAUCUACGCUACCAGCUUCGAGCAACCGGUAGUGAUCGAGGCAGCGAACGCUAGCGGAGUUGAUCUACGGAACGAUGAAUAUGAAUACCAAUAUGCGCAGAAGUGGCCCUCAUUGAACCGUUCGCUGGGUUCGGUGUCGGCUGUGUCAUUCGACCCGCGCGGAAAUGUGGUCAUCUUUCAUCGUGGAUCACACGUUUGGAACGAGAGGUCUUUCAAUGAGGAGAAUCGCUACCUACCCAUCAUUGACGGACCCAUACCGGAGUCCACGGUUUUGACGAUAAACAAUGGAAGUGGGGUACUUCUCGAUGAAUGGGGUUCCAACUUCUUCUACAUGCCACAUGGCCUAACCAUCGACAAGGAUAACAACUAUUGGCUAACAGAUGUCGCUUUGCAUCAGAUUUUCAAAUUUGAUUUGCGGAUUUCGACUACCAAACCGGUGUUGACGCUGGGCCGGCGAUUCGAACCCGGCAAUGACAUACACAGUUUCUGUAAGCCCACCUCGAUUGCGGUGCUUGAGAAUGGGGAUUUCUUCGUGGCCGAUGGCUACUGCAAUGGACGGGUGAUGAAGUUUUCCUCCAGCGGACAACCCAUCCUGCAAUGGGGAAAAAAUUCAUUCUACAUCACCCGAAGAUAUUCCCUUCCAUCGGGGAUAGUCCCGGAGAACUUUUUUGCUAUUCCACACUCCCUGACGUAUGCCGCUGAUAGGGAUCUGCUUUGUGUGGCAGAUCGAGAGCAGGGAAGAGUUCAGUGUUUCCAUGCUGGCAACGGAACAUUCCAUUCGAUGUAUUCCAAUCCAAAAGUCGGAAGCCGAUUGUUUAGCGUUAAGUACAUUCCGAAGGAUGGCGGUUUGCUUUACGUGAUAAACGGUCCACAGUUCACAUUCCCACAGCAGCCUAUCAACGGCUACAUUUUGUCAAUGACGACCAACCGCAUAGUGGGGCGCUUCUAUCCAUCUACACCCCAGGAAGCGUUUAGUAACCCUCACGAGCUGGCCGUCAGUGUGGACGGGGUUAAUAUUUACGUCGCAGAAUUGUCCCCAACUAUGGUCCACAAGUUCACGCGGAAGAACGCAGCCGGCGGCGAAGCAACGGACCCCACAGUGAUACAGCAAACAGCAAUGUCUUCAAAUGUGGAAUCAGUUGUGGUAUCGCAAUCACUGUAUGCCGGGACCCUCACGACAGUGUCCUUCGUGGUUAGUCUGAUCGGUAUAAGUCUGCUGAUCAUCUGUGUGUCACGGGUAAUAUGCUUUAAAUCGCCUGCCCGGAGGCAACGAUUCUCAACCCAUAGUGAGAAUAUUUCGCUGCGCAAUCUUAACCAGGCGGGGGAGGAAGCGCAGGAAGAAGUUUAACAUAACAUGCCGAAAAUCUUACCCCCAGAAACGAACCUCACUGUGAUUAUUUUUUACUUAAAUGAGUCGAAUAUUUACCAAGAAAAUACAUACAAGAGUGUAUUAGA
This is a messenger RNA of Toxorhynchites rutilus septentrionalis, 1755 nucleotides long. It is a transcript of the gene Pal1, whose product is annotated as peptidyl-alpha-hydroxyglycine alpha-amidating lyase 1. The coding region runs from base 260 to 1648 and encodes 462 amino acids. Lineage: Eukaryota; Metazoa; Arthropoda; Insecta; Diptera; Culicidae. Gene Ontology annotation, molecular function: catalytic activity; protein binding. The transcript is spliced from 4 exons. Gene Ontology annotation, cellular component: extracellular region; membrane. Gene Ontology annotation, biological process: peptide metabolic process. The record is from RefSeq and is a predicted model, not a curated record.